AAAUCGUCCACCACCAGCCAGCCAUUACCGUCUCGCUUCACCAGGCGAUAGCGCUUCUCCAGGCGAACCUCUAGGGUUCGUCACGAUCCCCGUCGCCGCCCGCCGGAUUCGACCGCCGGCGACCCCCGUCGGAUUCCCGCCCGACGCCGGCGCUGCUCCUCCUCCCUCCCGUAACCCGGCGCUCCGCCUCCGCGUCUACCAGACGCAGCCCCCGUCGACCAGCAGCAGAUCCGCCGCCUCGAAUCCCAAGACGCGCGAGCCAGCUCGAUGGGCAAGUCGGAGCCGGAGUGCGUCAACUCGUCGAACCCGGCCCACGAGUGCAACGACUACUGCCUCCACAAGAUCGCCGAGGCCAAGCGCCGCCUCCUCGAAGAAGCCCCCGACUCGUGGACGCGGGCCCCGGAGGACCGCACCGUGCACCCUGACUGCAUCAACGCCUCCAACCCCUACCACGACUGCUCCGAGUACUGCUUUAAGAAGAUUGCCAACGCCAACGCAGCGGCGGAGCGUGGGGAGCCAGAGAAGCCUGCUGGAGGUUCUGGCAAAUCGGAAGUCGCUCCGGAGCAGGCCGAUGGUGAUGAUGAUUCUGGGCGGCAGGAGGACGCUGCCGUCGCAGAUGACGGUUACCCGCAGAUGACCGAAAAGCAGAAGAAGUUGUUUGAGCUGCAGCUUAAGAUGAAUGAAGCUAGGAAGGCGAAUCAGCAGGCGAUGGUUGCGGAGAAGAAGAGGAUGGAGCCCCGCGGUGAGAGCAGAGGUGUAUCCAAGGAGAAGUGGUUGGAAGACAGGAAAAAGAAGAUCGGGAAGCUGCUUGAUUCGAAUGGCCUGGACAUGUCGAAGUCUUACAUGCUUGAUACACAGGAUAUGGCAGAAGCAAAAUACAAGAAGUGGGAGAAGGAACCUGCACCACAUGGCUGGGAUGUUUUCAACCAGAAAACCUUGUAUGAUGCAUACAAGAAGAGGACCAAAAACAUAGAAGUCGACAUGGAUGCAUACAAUAGAGCAAAAGACACCGAUCCUGAAUUCUACCGUGAGGCUUCAAGUCUUCAAUAUGGGAAGGUGUCUAGGGUGGCGGAACCAAACAUCGACCGAAUGGUUAAUGAGCUCAAGGAGCGGGACGAGAAGCGGAAGGCCUUCAGCAGGAGGCGCAAGUUCAACGAAGACAAGGACGUUGACUCGAUCAACGACCGGAACGAGCACUUCAACAAGAAGAUCGAGAGGGCCUUUGGCAAAUACACGCUCGAAAUCAAGAACAAUUUGGAAAGGGGGACCGCCUUGCCAGAUUAAUGUUCUUGUGGCCUUGCUGUUCCCCCCCUGGUUUCUUUGCUUGUAACAUGUGUUCAGAAUUUAUUUUCUGAAGUUUAAGAAAGUGAAACCUGGAUGUAAUGUAAUGAUGUUGCUGUAACUGAUAACAUGUACAAACAGUUCUGUAUCCAAAGCGAGCUUUUGCCUCCA
Molecule: messenger RNA, 1452 nt
Organism: Hordeum vulgare subsp. vulgare (domesticated barley)
Lineage: Eukaryota; Viridiplantae; Streptophyta; Magnoliopsida; Poales; Poaceae
Product: pre-mRNA-splicing factor syf2
Exons: 6
Coding region: 268-1284 (338 amino acids)
Cellular component (GO): Prp19 complex; post-mRNA release spliceosomal complex; catalytic step 2 spliceosome
Source: RefSeq, a predicted model, not a curated record